GUUGCUUCAUUGUGCUUCUUUCCAUGUUCACUUCUCCAUAGCGAAGAUUUUUCGUGUGCCACCUAGACGACCUGAGAUUUGCAAGCCGAUAAACUCAUCACAAACCAAAUCAUAUGUUGUUGAACCCAUCGUUACACGACGAACAGCAAAUUAUGAGUCAUCGAUAUGGUCGUAUGAUCAUGUUCAAUCACUCUCUACUAAAUACUUGGUAAGAUCACCAAUUUCAGUGUUCAUAUUGAAGAUCUAAAACACGCGUCAAGGUAUCAUUUCUCUUUCGUGUAUCUACAAGCCCAAACUAAUUCGUAAUCUAUAAAUUGUUUUAUGGAAUAAUGGAUUUUAAUAAUCCUAACUAUUAGCAGUUGGCCGUCAAGGGUCCCAACCUCAAAAAUAACCAGUGGUGGUCCCACCUUUUCAUAUAUUGUAAACCAAUAGACUUUUACUAAACCGAAAAGAUAAGGGGACAAAAAGAAAUUAAGGUUCUAUUAGUAAAGGUCCAUUAGUUUAUAGUGAUGACAGGAGCUUGCAGCUUGGGAAGUGUAGUGGUCGCGUUAACCCGUGUUGGGUUUUACAUAAAUUUUAAACUUUGAACUUCCGAUCGAACUGUUUAACUUAUGCUUCCGCUAUUUACCUUAAGCUUUGUUCUUGAACUUAAGACUUUGGAUGUAAACUUUAUUAGUCACCUAUCGUAUUUUGAUAAAACUACUUUAUUACUUCGAAUGUUUAAUAUGAUCGGUGGUUAGAUCUUGGUCAGUCACACGCCUCGCGGUAGUACUCUGCAAGUGGAAUUUGAGGGUGUGACAGUGUUCAUCGCUAAAGAAAUAGAUGGCCCUUGUAAAAACUAUUUACAAAAUUUAAAGUUAAACUAAAUUAUGUUGGUGGGACGUUAACUGAACACAAAAUAGACGUAAAACCCUUGAACAACGCACAAGCGUUGCGGCGUGUUAACUCGACAAAUUCAGAGUGAAAUGUAUUAUAUUAUCGUAGAAAAAAAUAACUAAGUCAAAACACUAACAGAACCACAUAAAAAGGAAAAUAAAAAACUAAAAAACUUUAAUGACUUGUGCGUCUAUGCUUUGAUGACUUGUACAUUAUGACAUGCAAUUCCGCUAAACGAAACUUGCAUCGAAACGUAGAUAAAUAAAUAACCAAUCAAAAGCAACUAUUAUUCAAAUGUGUUUGAAUUAAUAAUAUUAAUAGUUAAAUAAAUUAUAAAGUACAGAGUUUUUUAAAUUCAAGCUAAAUCAUAAGGGUUAUUUUGUAGUUUUGCUAAUACUCUAACGAAAGAAAAGUAAAAUAUAUCACAUACAAUUAAUAAAAGCGUAUACAUAAUGUUUGUGAAUAUAUAACAAGAAGAAACUAAAAAAAUAUACAUUACAUCCACCUAUUGAUCUAUGGAAUUGUAUGUCAUUCAACGGCUACAAUUGAAUAGUAACUUUAUGAGGAGAGUAAGUUUUAUAACUUUGAACGGCAAAUUUCUUUUAAUUUUUGUUGUUUGUAUGAGAGGAAUAACUUUCACAAGAGGAUUAGAAUCUCACCACUGAGGGAGGUAACACCUUCCUAGUUCUUUGUUAUGACCGUAUGAGUCCUUUGGUCAGUAUUUUGUUAUUUUAUGAUCAAACAAGAUAUUAUAAUUUUUUGAAUGUGAAUAUUUCUUAGAAUAUGAGAUAGGACAUGUGGCUAAAUUAUGUCCAUGCCAUCCCAUGAUAUUACAUAUAAUGUUGUAUAUAGUGCUACUUUCUAACAUUUGUCUUCUAUCAUGGCUUCAUUGUGCUUCUUUCCAUACUCACUUUUCCUUAGCAAAGAUUUUCAUGUGCCACCUAGACGACCUGACAUUUGCAAACCGAUAAACUCAUCACAAACCAAAUCAUAUGUUGGUGAACCCAUCGUUACACGACGAACAGCAAAUUAUGAGUCAUCGCUAUGGUCGUAUGAUCAUGUUCAAUCACUCUCAACUAAACACUCGGAAAAAGAUUACGCAGCUAGAGCAGAAAAUCUAAAGGAAGUAGUGAAGACGAUGAUACGAAAACAUAGUGUGGUGGAAAAUCCGUUAAGAGGCCUCGAAUUAGUUGAUGAUUUGCAGAGACUUGGGAUUGCGUAUCAUUUUAAGGAGGAGAUAAGUGAUGUCUUGGAGAAGAUUUACUACGAAAUUCGCUACAAGUGGAGUGGAAUGAACUUGAACCACCAAUCUCUUGGUUUUCGACUGCUAAGACAACAUGGUUAUCCGGUCACCCAAGACAUAUUUGGCAACUUUAAGGACAAGAUUGAAAAUCUUAACCCGUGUCAGUACGAGGAUUUAGUCACGAUUUUGAACUUAUACGAGGCGUCUUAUCAUUCGUUCGAGGAUGAGAGCGUACUUGAUGAAGCAAGAGACUUGACAAAAAAAUAUCUUGAAGAAAAACUAGACGGUGUUAAUGUAAGUAUAGCACCAUUAGUAAGUCAUGCUUUAGAGGUUCCACUGCAUUGGAGAGUACCGCGGGUAGAAGCAAGAUGGUUCAUUGAUGUAUAUGAGAAAAGAAAUGACAUGAAUCCAACAUUAAUCGAGCUUGCAAAAUUGGAUUUUGAUAUGGUUCAAGCUAUUCAUAUUGAAGAUCUAAAACACGCGUCAAGGUGGUGGAAAAAUACAAGUUGGGAUAAGAAGUUAACCUUUGCUCGUGACCGGUUGGUGGAGUGUUUCCUGUGGACCGUAGGUUAUAGUUACGUACCAUGGUUUAGUACUGGAAGGAGAGAGAUAACAAAGGUCAACGCCAUGAUUACUACUAUUGAUGAUGUCUAUGAUGUUUAUGGUACUUUGGGUGAACUGGAACUAUUUACUGAUGUUAUCAUCAGAUGGGAUAUCAAUGCGAUCGAUGAACUCCCAGAGUAUAUGAAAAUAUGCUUCCUUGGACUCUACAACACAACAAACAAUGUCGCGUAUGACAUUUUGAUAAACUCAAGAAUCCAUGUCCUUCCGUACCUAAAGAAAGCGUGGGCAGAUUUAUGCGAGUCAUACCUUCGAGAAGCAAGGUGGUACCAUAGUGGACAUACACCAACACUCAAUGACUACUUGAAUAAUGCUUGUGUAACAAUAGGAAGUCCUCUAACACUCAUGUAUAUGAAGAUUUUAACAUCUGUUACUUCAACCGAAGAGAUUGUACAAUGGUUUGAAGAAUCUAAGAAUAUAGUUAACCAUACAGCGUUAAUCGUUCGACUUGCUGAUGACCUAGCAACAUCCUCGGAUGAAAUGGAAAGAGGGGAUAUCUCAAAGUCGAUCCAAUGUUACAUGCAUGAAAGUGGUGCAACUGAAGACGAAGCUAGAAGGCAUAUCAAAAACUUAAUUUUGAAAACAUGGAAAAAACUUAACAAAGAACGCGUGAAUGCUAAAUCCCAGCUUCUGCGGGAAACUGUAGACUAUGCAAUGGACAUUGUUAGGAUGGCACAGUUUAUGUACGGUAAAGGAGACGGGCAUGGUCGUCCAAAUGUGACUAAAUCUCAUGUACUAUCAUUGUUGUUUAAUCCUAUCCAAGGGAUAUAUUGUCAAUAAUCUGUGUAUGGAUGUUUGUAUAGAUUAAAAAAAAAUAUAAAUAUAUGCAUAUAAGCAAAUACAAAAAAUUAUACUUUUUUACGUAAA
Messenger RNA from Helianthus annuus (common sunflower), 3607 nucleotides. RefSeq names its product R-linalool synthase QH1, chloroplastic. The transcript is spliced from 7 exons. Lineage: Eukaryota; Viridiplantae; Streptophyta; Magnoliopsida; Asterales; Asteraceae. Gene Ontology annotation, molecular function: magnesium ion binding; terpene synthase activity. The record is from RefSeq and is a predicted model, not a curated record. Bases 1757 to 3520 code for a protein of 587 amino acids. Gene Ontology annotation, biological process: diterpenoid biosynthetic process.